Messenger RNA from Chondrus crispus (carragheen), 2478 nucleotides. RefSeq lists its product as hypothetical. Lineage: Eukaryota; Rhodophyta; Florideophyceae; Gigartinales; Gigartinaceae. The transcript has a single exon. Bases 1 to 2478 code for a protein of 825 amino acids. The record is from RefSeq and is a predicted model, not a curated record.
AUGGCUGCAGUCUCUACUUCCCGCGCCUCCACGCCCUCCCCCCCUCCGCGUACUCUCACCGCCGCAGACCUCCCGCCGAUGCCCCCACUCCCCGACACCCCCGAACACGUCCACGCGUCCAUCUCCACCGCCACCCCCGGCUCAUACGGCGAGGCCCACACUGAAGAUGGCGUCGAGUUCGUCUUGCUCAAUGACGAUGUCCUCACCAGCGUCGCCAACGCUACCGUCGCCAUGCUUCACGGCCACACCCUCGAGCGACUCGCCGUCCUGUACCAGUUUCCCCAAUUCCUCGAGCAUUGCCCGCACGAGUCUCUCACACUCAUGGUGCCCCGCAUCUGUACCAUUAUCGUCGACGAGAAGCCAGAGGUUCAAAUGGCCGCCGCUGAGGCUUUGUACUUCGUUGUCAAUAUCAAGGCCCCCCCGGAAGUCUCAAAGUGUAUAGUCGUCGCCACUCUCUCCGUCAUCGCUGCAAACCCUGAAAGCGAAGUUUUCGACGCCUGUGGCGAGAUUCUCUCCAUGAUGUUGCCCCAGGUUGCCCGCCAAGACGUCUUGGACCUAGUCGUCCCCGCCACCCGCGAUCGCGCCGCCGCAGAAUCUGCAGAGUCCCGCAGAUUAGCUGCCAGAAUUAUGGGUUCCUUGAACGAUGCCUUGAACUCUAGUGAGAUGGAGAAUUUGUUCUUUUCUCAUGCUAUCAAUCUGGCCGACGACGAGGACGAUUCUGUCCGCGCUAUGAUGGCCCAGUCGCUCGGCCCUGUCGCUGUCAAUUUGCCCGUCAACCUCGUUGAAAAACAGAUUUGGCCAAAGCUUGGCAUAUUAGUCGAUGAUAAGAACGUCCGCGUCCGAGCCGCCGCCAUGCGCGCUCUGGCGAAGAGUGCAGAGGCUCAUAGUAGCCAUUCUGAGAAGGCCAAAACCUAUCAAACUGUUCUUUUACCGCUGUAUCUCGAUGUGUGCCGAAACGCUGCCGCUGUUGCAUCGAAAGACUUGCGCACGGUUGCUGAUGACACUUACCUUAUGCUUGAGAUCUUCUCAGAGGUCUUCGGCUACUUUUUAUGCUCCCUUCAUAAGCUUUUGGAGGGAAAGGACAAGGAAUGGGGUGUAGCUCUGGCCGCUCUUCGUGCCAUGGCUUCCUGCAAUGGGCCCACUGUUCGACAUUGGUGUGCCUUUAACAUGCCGGCUAUUACUCUUGUCGUCACACACCGUGACCCGGAUAUUGUCAUCGCCAUUCUCCAGGCUCUGGCAAAAGACUCGGAUAUUGAAACGAGAGCCACCUUAGCUGCAGGUAUCAAGGAAACGGCAAACACUUUGGCAAAAGGCAAGUUUCGAAAUGAGCUCAUUGAGUCCAUAUCGAUCCUCUUCAUGGAUGAAAAUGCACAGGUCAGGAUGAAUGCACUUGGACAUUUGUCCGACCUUCUCACGCUGUUAUCUCCUGGGCAAGAAGCAAACCUUGCAAGAGUGAAAGCGGCAGUAAUUGCUGAAAGGGACAAUGGACUCAUUAGCGGUGCAAGUGGAGAAAAGCAUGGAGCAGAGUCGGCAGAUAUCGACGUGCGACGUCUGCAAAAAAUUUUCACAUCCAUUGAGAUGAUGCCCUUUGACUCAUGGCGUACACAAGAAAUACUCGCCGAGCAGAUCCGAAUGUCUGCCCAUCUAAUUCCCCAGCAGAUGCUCUGCGAGAAUGUCGCCCCGUUGCUAUUCCAGAUGGCACGUGAGAGCACAUACCUCGUGAGGAAGGCAUCUAUGAGGUCUCUUAUGCAUGUUCUGAGAUAUAUUCCUGACGUGAGAAGAAGAAACCAUAUCCUCAAGCACUUCCGCACGGAAUGGGCAAGAGGCCAAGUUUAUUGGACCAGGUUAGCGUUUAUUGAUGGCGCUGAAUUUGCUCUGGAAGUCGUUUCUGUGAAGCUCUUUAAUCAACUAUUUAAGAAGGAGUUGCUACGCUUGAGUCACGACACUGUACCCAAUGUGAAAACAAGGCUUCUUCGUCUCUUUGAACGACUGGUGACCAGAUGGGGUGCCAAUACAGAUUUCAUGGAGGCUCUUCGCCAUCUCUCCACCGACGCUGAUCCACAAGUGUCUCAGGAAGCAGAGCUCAUGCUCAAGCGACUCCGCUCUGGUUGCUCUCUUUCAGAGAAAGAAGCUAGGCAAGAAAAGGAGCGAGAAGCUGAAGAAGAUGCCUUCUUUGUACACAGGCCGAAGCGCAGAAAGCCUGCGACCAUCAACUCAGAAGCUGCACAAAAGCGAGCGUCGGUUCCUGCAGCUAAAAUCCCGAGCGUACAAGUCGUACCGUCUCACGGGUCAGUGAAGCCUCAGAUCAUGCAGCCAAAGGUUGAGGAGCACAGGGGCAGUCCGCCUCCGCCUGAAGCCUCGGUUGAACUAGUAGGAAGAAGGUCCGCUAUGAAACCUUCAGAGGCUGGCAGCGAACAGCCGCCACCCGCGAAACCAGGAUUCUUCAAGAAGAUCUUCGGCAUCUGCUUUGGAGGAUAA